AUGUCACAAGGUCUCUCAGGGUCUCAAAUAGUUAGCCCCGCCAUGCCGUAUAUGAAACCACUGAAAACAAAUCCUCAAUCCUCAACACUGAAAGAUGUUAAGUCACAGAAGUGUGGGCUUCGGCACACAGUCUUCUCUGUCAGUGGAAAUGAGUACACGGGGGAGUGGCAGCAUGACAAGAAGCAUGGUAAGGGAACUCAAGUUUGGAAGAAGCCUGGAGCCAUUUAUAACGGUGACUGGAAAUUUGGAAAACGGGAUGGAUACGGUACCUACAGCGUGUUAAUCCCAGAAUCAGAGGAGUACUCAAGGAAGUACAGCGGUGGAUGGAAAAAUGGGAAGAAGCAUGGGUAUGGGACAUACUUCUACAACAACUCUGAAAUCUAUGAAGGUGAGUGGAGUGAGGACCUGCGGAGCGGCUGGGGACGGAUGUACUUUCAGAAUGGAGACAUUUAUGAGGGCGAAUGGUUGAGGGACAAACAUCAUGGACAAGGACUCAUUAGAUUUUCAAACGGAAACUGGUAUGAGGGUACCUGGCGCAAUGGCAAAAAGAGUGGUAAUGGAAGGUUCUACUACUCUGACAAAGGCAUGCUUUAUGAAGGUUUUUGGGUGGACGGAAUAGCAAAAUGUGGGACCCUGUCAGAUCCUGAGAGGGACAAAGCUCCAACGCCAGCUAAGUAUCCAAUUCCAAAGUUACACCUGACGGAUAUGGAGUUGGUUUUAAACGAAGCAAAAUCAUCUUACACAGAUCAGUCUUGA
This is a messenger RNA of Menidia menidia (Atlantic silverside), 756 nucleotides long. The record is from the annotation of a GenBank genome assembly. NCBI's taxonomy places the organism in Eukaryota, Metazoa, Chordata, Actinopteri, Atheriniformes, Atherinopsidae.